UCUGUCAAAGCCCACAUUUAAACUGCUGCCUGCCCGUGCAGCAGCUGAGGAACCAUGGAUUUCAUUUUAUAGAGCAAAACCACAGUAAAACUGCUCAAAAUCCUUCCUGCAGCUGUUUGGCAACAAUGAAAGAAGAGAGGUAAAUCCUAUUUUUUAAAAAAUAUAAUCAGACCAAUACAUUCUAGCUCUAGCUGCUUCACAUUGCAGCUCACCACUAAAAAAUAUGGAUACUGAGAAGAGAAUACAGCACUGCAUUGUCCGACAAGGAAAAUACGAGAUGUAAAAAGCUUCAAUGCAUCAAUUGUGGGGGGUAGACAGAAGUGCUCCAAGGAGAAUGGACAACUAAAGCUCUUUUGUUUAAAAUUUAAAAGGAAAAGGGAAAAACCCAAAAAUAUCUCAGAAGACCACCACACAUAUGAACAAGGAAGAUAACUUGGAGACAAGCAGACAGAUGGACAAAUUGGAUCCUGUGAAAAGCAAUCGCAGGAAGCAGACUGUUGGGGGAUGUGCGCAUGUUCGAUAGCAUCUUUUUUGCUGAAGUGAUGGCGUGCCAAAAGUAUUUUCAGUGAGCAUAAUCCUCUCACCAUAAAUGGCUUGACCAAGGAAGAGUGAUUUAAGAGGAAAGCCCUUAAGAUCGGACACAAUUUAAAAAUGAUUACCAAAGAAUAGCACUGGUUCAGAAGAGAGAACCGUCAUUUUGUUCUGCCAUUAUCCCAUCCCCCAUCAUUGGAUAUUUACAACAUGCUUCAGUGGAGGAGGCGACAUUGCUGCUUUGCUAAGAUGACCUGGAACGCCAAGAGGUCUCUGUUCCGCACCCACCUCGUUGGUCUGCUCUCUCUCGUCUGUCUUUUUGCUGUAUUUCUUUUCUUUAAUCAUCAUGACUGGCUCCCAGGCAGAGCCGGCUUCAAAGAAAACCCCGUAACCUAUACCAUCCGAGGGUUCCGAUCCACAAAGGGCGAGACGAACCAUAGCUCCCUGAGGAACAUCUGGAAAGAUGCGGUCCCUCAGACUCUACGGCCUCAAACUGCCACCAACGCCAAUCACACAGAUUUGUCCCCACAAGGAGUCACUGGCCUAGAGAACACACUCAGUGCCAAUGGAAGCAUUUACAAUGAAAAGGGCACUGGACAUCCACAUCUGUAUCAUUUCAAGUACAUCAUAAAUGAACCUGAAAAGUGCCAAGAGAAAAGCCCUUUCUUAAUCCUGCUUAUAGCUGCAGAACCUGGACAAGCAGAAGCAAGACGGGCCAUUCGACAAACUUGGGGAAAUGAAAGCCUGGCACCUGGAAUUCAAAUUGCUCGCAUUUUUUUAUUGGGCUUAAAUGUUAAGUUGAAUGGCCACCUUCAGCGCGCCAUACUGGAAGAAAGUAGGCAAUACCAUGACAUUAUUCAACAGGAAUAUUUAGACACUUAUUACAAUUUGACCAUUAAGACCCUAAUGGGCAUGAACUGGGUUGCAACCUACUGCCCACACAUUCCUUAUGUUAUGAAAACUGAUAGUGAUAUGUUUGUCAACACUGAGUACUUAAUACAUAAGCUAUUAAAGCCAGAUCUGCCUCCCAGGCAUAACUACUUCACAGGGUACCUGAUGAGGGGGUAUGCGCCCAAUCGCAACAAAGACAGCAAAUGGUAUAUGCCGCCAGAUCUCUACCCAAGUGAGCGUUACCCUGUGUUCUGCUCUGGGACUGGGUACGUUUUUUCUGGAGAUUUAGCAGAAAAGAUCUUCAAAGUCUCUUUAAGCAUCAGACGUUUGCAUUUAGAAGAUGUCUAUGUGGGGAUCUGUCUCGCCAAGCUGAGAAUUGACCCUGUGCCCCCUCCCAAUGAAUUUGUCUUCAAUCACUGGCGAGUUUCUUACUCAAGUUGUAAAUACAGUCACCUAAUUACCUCUCAUCAGUUCCAGCCUAGUGAACUGAUCAAAUACUGGAACCACUUACAACAGAAUAAGCACAACGCCUGUGCCAAUGCAGCAAAAGAAAAGGCAGGCAGGUAUCGUCACCGUAAACUGCACUGACAAGUUGUAUCCCAUGUGCAAUCUGUAAAUACUGCGGAAAGCAUGUAGAGUAAAAGCUGAUGAGUUUCAUGGGGCAGUUUUUAGUUAAUUCCCCUCAAAGGAUGGAAUUAAAAAUAUAUUUUUUAAUUUUUGAAGAGUUUAAUUAUUAAGACGAAAAACAAACAACAAAAACAAACCAAAAGGCAUCCCCAGAGAAAUCUGUGAAACAAUCUGAAUAAAAUCCUACUGUGUGCAAAUAUGCAGUAAUAAGCAGGCACACUUCAGUGGUACAAUUUCUAGUUUAUGUGCCAAUAAAAUAUAAUCCACUCUAUUUUCCACACACAGUUUAGAGAGAUGGAGAUUGAGUCACAAAACCCACUUCAUUUCUCAAUCAGUUUUCUGUUAUAAAAGAUUACUGUAAAUACAAACAUAUACAACCUGUUUUAAGAAAACUUAAAACUGUACAAAGAAAAAUCUUUCUUUGGCCUACUACUCUAAAGUAUUUUCAUAGCUAUACUCCAUGAAAUAAAACUUAGUUGAAUUAUCCCAUAAAACAUUUACAAAGAUCAAAAGUUUCACAAUAUAAAUCUCAUCAAGUUACAAUUUUUAACUACUGAAAUAAUCAUUUUAAUUUAACACUGCUCACAAAAACCAGAGAAGUAUUAUACUGAUAUGACAUGUGAAAGAAUGUGAACAUCAGUGUCUCAGGCUACAGUUUAAAAACAAAGUCACUAAACAGUAUCAUGUUCACAAAGUCUAUUUCCUUCUAACAGCAUUCAUUUCUUAACUCAUUCUGACUAGAUCUGCUUGGUGCAUCCUUCUAAAGAGUGCCAUCUUUUAGUUGCAAACAUAUUUGAUUCUAAAAGAUUGAUCAUAUUCCUUUAAAUGAAGGAAAAAUGAAUGAAGAACAAUGAGGAUAUAUUAUUGAAAAGGAUGAAGAGUGCAGAAGCAGUUUCAUUCAAUACAUUUUAAAGAUGCAUGUCUGCCAAAGUGCAGCAUAUGGGAAGCUCAUUUCCUGACAGCAGGUGUGCACAUGCUGAUACUUAAUCAUUUUAUGGCACUAUUUCUGUUGUCAGAGUGCCAAGUUUACAAUCCUACAAUUUUGUUUUUGUGGAUGACAUUCUGCCAUCCUCAAAUAGGACCUUUUUGGGGGUGGGGAAGGCUGGACAAAUGUUUGAUGAACAUUUGAUUCUAGUACUAAAAAAAUGUGUAUGAUGCACUUUUAUCAAAAUUUUUAAUAAAAAAGAGUAAAUAAGAAACCCCAAAAAGUUUUGUUGAGUUUCAUGAGUACAAUGAAUUCAUAGUAAUUUUAUAUCCUUUGGUCAUUAAUUUGAAAAUGUAAAGAAGCUAAAUUAUGAUGACAAUAUCUGUUGCUUCCAAAUCACUUCUGGUAUGUAAAUAUAUCAAUCAAUCUUCAUUUAAAAUUGAUGCCAUUUUUCUGGUACUUUCGUUUUAACUAUUUCUUAGAAAAAUUCUGAAAAGAAUUUUGAUUAUUACAUUUAAAAGUUUCCAUUAGUUUUUUUUUUUUUUUUUAACAUUUCCUAUUUGUUUUUGCUCAAAAUCCAUGCAUCAUGUUUUUCAGAUUAGUCUGUUAAAUGUUCAGUAUACUCUACGGAUGAUCAAUAUACAUUUACUCCUAAUUCAGACUUGCUGCUUCUUUUAUUUGGAAGACCAAAAUGACUAAUUAAUAUGUUAAAACUUAAAGAGCAUCAUUGAAAUGACAAAUAUUGUAAGAUAAUCAAUGCUAAAUUUAGAUUAAUAAAUAAAACUUGAUGGUCAAAGGCAAAUUCAAGACUUUUCUCAGCACAUCAUAAAUCCACACACCUUCAAUGAAUACCAUUUUCUGUUUGUUCACAUUGUUAUUACAAGAAGAAACCUUGGAUCUAUCUUUUUGUCUGGAAAACUGAUUUUUAAAAAUUAUAUAAAAGACCUGUAUAUUUAAUUCUUGGGGGGCACACACACUUAGCUCCUGUUCUUUCAGGCAAAAAUUUCUAAUCAUUCCAAUGUCAAUUAUGAUCUUAGGUCUUUGAAGAGUCAGAAUUUUCAAAUGAGCAAGAUGUAAAGAUACUAAGUUUCUAGGAAGUCACCAAAAGGUAUUAAUUUUUUUUUAAACUGACUUUUUCUUCUUAUUCUACAUUAAGUAUUUUAUUAGAUGAAAAUAAUGAACUUUCCCCCCAAACUGUUUUUUUAAAAAUAAACUAUAUUUCCAUUUAAAUCCAUAAACCAGUAUAAUAAUGUUAUAUGUAUUUUAAUACUGCAAAGAUCCAUGAUUUCCUUGGUUUCAAUUCCCUCCUCUGAUGGAGAUCAAACAUGCCUUAAAAUAAAAUAUAUUUGUGAGUUCCAGGGGUUAAAAAAAAAAGAUAUCAUAUGGUGAUCAACUUUGAGACACUUUAGUGAAAGAUGGGAUGGAUGGUGAGUAACCAAUAAAUAUAAACUAAAAAAGACAAGCUACAAUUGAUACUUAAUUGGGGGGAAAGGGGAGCGCAAUGUGCACUAGGUGAUGUCUAUUGAAUUCAAUAAAACAAUUUCUCAUUAUGGAGAA
Messenger RNA from Antechinus flavipes (yellow-footed antechinus), 4531 nucleotides. RefSeq names its product beta-1,3-galactosyltransferase 2 (gene B3GALT2). Gene Ontology annotation, cellular component: membrane. Lineage: Eukaryota; Metazoa; Chordata; Mammalia; Dasyuromorphia; Dasyuridae. The record is from RefSeq and is a predicted model, not a curated record. The coding region runs from base 742 to 2010 and encodes 422 amino acids. The transcript has 2 exons. Gene Ontology annotation, molecular function: N-acetyl-beta-D-glucosaminide beta-(1,3)-galactosyltransferase activity.